Molecule: messenger RNA, 1478 nt
Organism: Prorocentrum cordatum
Lineage: Eukaryota; Dinophyceae; Prorocentrales; Prorocentraceae
Source: the annotation of a GenBank genome assembly
GCUGCGGGGGAGCUGCUCAUUAUGGGCGCCAACGUGAAUGCGUGGAGCAGCUGGACGGUCCUCCACCAGUGGAUCGACGAGCAGGUGGCCGGCGGGGGGCUAGAGGCGAAGCCACAUGCCUUUUGCCUCCAGGAGACCAGGCUGAAGAGCGAAGCAGCGCUGAUCUCGGCGCGCAGCCAGGCAGCCCUCGCCAACAGGAGAAUCACGCUGGGCAAGGCGUGCUCGACUGGCCGCGGGGCCCUGGAGAGCUCGGGCGGGGUCGCAGUCAUGGCGCACCGCGGGAUUGCUUCGGCGGCCGAGCGCCUGGACGUUGGGGACCUCGGGCACCGGAUAUGCGGGCGCCGCCUCGGCGCAUCAGUGCCGGGCGGAGUGGUGCUUCUGUCCGUAUACUGUGAGCACAGCGUGGGAGCGGCGGGGAACGCCGAGCUCCUCGAGCGCCUGGCCAGGAUCACCCUCAGCCUCGAUGCCAUGUGGGUCAUCCAGGCGGACUGGAACAUGACGGGGGUGGAACUCGAGGCAUCAGGCUUCGUUGCCCUGGUGCGCGGCGCGGAAGAGGCAGGCCGCACCAUAGACUUCUUCGUCAUGUCGCAGGCCCUGCGGAGCUGUGUGCGCUCCGUCCAGGCGCUCCCAGAGGCACCGCUACAUCCGCACGCCCCGAUGCUGGUCAAGCUGGCGGGCCUGCGCAAUGACCAAGUGGUGCCCAGGCCGCUCCGCUCCAAGGCCUUCUGUCACACCCCGCUCAUAGGGCCCAAGCAGGACCAGCUGCCAUUUGCCUGGAGCUGGGAGGCUGGGCGGUCCGGCGAGGCUCCGCUGGAAAUCAUGGUCAAGGAGCGGUUCUCGAGCUCGACCAUCGCCUGGAUCAGCCUCCUGUCGCUGCUCGGGAAGGCGGCGACAGCGGCCUCCAACCAUCCUGGCCCCAGGGUUGGGGCGGCCCCAUCCAGCUUCCGCAGGGGCAAGGGCUCAUCCUUGCUACAGCAGUGGAAGCGCAAGCUGCUAGCGAUGGCCGAGGAGUUGGACUUCUCCGAGGCGGUGCUGACCAAGCCUCGCCUCCUCGAGCUUGUCGAGGUGGCGACGAGCCCAGGAGGCUGGGAAGCUGCGGGCUUCGGCGAGCACGACGGCAACGGCUGCAGCGUUGCCCCAGGAGGGCCGCGGGCCCGCGGGCUCAAUGAGAGCAGCGCCCUGGCGGGCGCUGCCAUCGCGCCCUGCAGAGGUGCAGCUCCGACUGGUGGCGGGGUCACUCCAGGGGUCCCCGUCUCUGCCGAGAUCCCUCACCGGAGUGGUCAUGCCUCGCCCCUUGCCCUGCUCCGCCAGGAGGUCCUUCGGCGCCGCGCCAGGGACGCCACGCAGCGAAGCCAGGAUUGGAAGGCCUGGGUGCAGAAGGCGGCGCAAGGAGGUGGGCGGCUGGCCCACCGCUACGCCAGGCGCAAGGACGAGGACACCGGGGACCUCUUGGUUGAAGAAGCUGAUGGCAGCGCCCG